AUGGCGGCGGAGAUCGGAGGAGCAGCUCUCGCCGCCGUCCUCGUCUCCUCCUCUGUCUACUACCACACUUGUUCGCUUGUCUACCGGCAACCUCUUCGUCCCGACCAGAAAGUUGAUUUCAAGAAUGAAAGCUUGUUCAUGGGGAAAUAUGAGCACCCUCACAUUGGGUAUCGUCCAGAUCUUGCGCCAAAGAUGGAGAGGACGGGUUGGCAAGAAAGGAAGCUCGUUCCGACAGAUGAUGGAAAGGAUGUUCUUCAAGAGUUUAUCAGUCAUCCAAAAACAGCAUCCUCGAACGAGGGAACGUCAACGAAGGGCAUCUGCAUUCUUCUCCCAGGUCUCGGAGAUACUAUCGAGAGGUGCGCCAACCUCGCAGACUUCCUGGCAGGGAGAGGCUACGCUGUGCAUGGCGUCGACUAUCCCGGGUGGGGCUACAGCCAAAGGGAGAGCGGAUCUGGGAGCAAGUUCGUUCCAUGUUUGACGAGAGAUUGGAACAAGGAGGUUUGUGAGCCGGUCUUGGACUACGUGAAACGGGUGAUCUCGUCCCUCUUCCCUCGCCUUGGAGUUCCUUCGGUCGGAGAGGACGAUGUGGGGUCAAGGAAUCUGUUCAUUGCGGAAACCAUUGUGAAUGACAAAACCAAGAGCAACACGGCAAUCCCUGCAUUGACAGGAUACUCCUUGCUACAGCACUUCAAGUUUUGUCAAGCCAACAUGCAUAGAAUGAAGGUUCCCUUCUUGACGUUGCACGGGAAGAAAGACAUGAUCAUAAAGCCCUCGUGCUCCGAGGAGUUGCUGCAGAAGGCGGAAGUGGAGGACAAGCAGGGCAAGUGGUACGAGGAGGCAUGGCAUGACCUCUUGUUUGAGCCGGAGCACGAGCAGGUGAUGGAGGACAUCGCCAAGUGGAUUGACGAUCAUGCCUGA
Messenger RNA from Guillardia theta CCMP2712, 918 nucleotides. RefSeq lists its product as hypothetical. Gene Ontology annotation, cellular component: membrane. NCBI's taxonomy places the organism in Eukaryota, Cryptophyceae, Pyrenomonadales, Geminigeraceae. Gene Ontology annotation, molecular function: lipase activity. Bases 1 to 918 code for a protein of 305 amino acids. The record is from RefSeq and is a predicted model, not a curated record. The transcript is spliced from 14 exons.